Molecule: messenger RNA, 807 nt
Organism: Theileria equi strain WA
Lineage: Eukaryota; Apicomplexa; Aconoidasida; Piroplasmida; Theileriidae
Exons: 2
Coding region: 1-807 (268 amino acids)
Source: RefSeq, a predicted model, not a curated record
AUGGCCAUUGCCUUUAUCUCUAUCGGAAUGGACCUCCAAUGCCUAUUCAUCGUAGUUAAAGAGCCUAAGAUGCCUACUCAAGUGGAUACUCACAAAUAUACUAAGCGUAAACAUCGCCUUCAGACAAGCCCUCCAAACUUCUCUGUAUCCUCUUUUAUUGGGAGUAGUGGCAACAAACUUCAAACAGGUCUUUCCUCCAUAAGUAAUGUAACUGAGGUAAAUGUCUUUUGGUAUCCUAAUGAUGGAAGCUCUAAGCCGCUGCUCAUUAACUAUCAAUUGUCUAAUGAGCACAAGUGGUACAAAAAAACAAAAGUAGCUAAUACUUGGAAGGAAGUAUCUGAGAAGGAUCUCGGUAAACCUACUAGUCCUUCGGAUCAGGCGAAGAUUAAGAAACUCCUUAUAGGGGCAUCAUCUCCAGAAGUUACCAUUAAGAUCGAACAGGUACCUGGAAGUAGUUAUAUUUCUGAUGAUCAAACUGUUAAGAUCGACAGGACAGGUGCUGCUGAUGCAAAUGGUUACUCACAGAUCACUCAUCGUAUUGACGGAAAAACCUUUAUAAUUAAGAGUGUCACUCAUGGAGAUAAUCUUCAGACUGUACAGGGUACUACCACCUUUUCCAAGGAUCCUCUAACCGAAGUAUCUGUAUUCUACUCCGAUUUCGAUUCUAAACUCUCCAAGCCACUCCUCUUAGAGCUGAAGUUGCAUAAUACUCAAACAACAUACAAGUAUUAUGAAAAGACGAAAAAGCAAAUGAAUGGAAGUUAUUUGACAAGGAACAAAGAGACAAAUAUGCUGGAGAUCCUCUAA